AUGGUCACAGCAACGAAGACACAGUCGGCGCAAGCCAAUGGCGGGCCAAAGAAACCCGCGACUCCUCGUGCGCCAGUACGAAAGCCUGCUGCCAGUAAAGCUGGCGGCGGAGCCAAGUCCACAUAUGGCAAGGCAGCACCAGUACACAACAAAGCUGCAUCCGUAGCAGGUGGUGAGAACUCGGCAGGAGGCGUGACGUCCGCAUAUGCCAUUAUGGCGAACCGAAUCGCGAACAGAGUCGCCGAGAUGGCGGAGAGCAUCACAUUCGUCGAGAGGGCUAAGCCAAACGAGCCACAACAACAGCAACAGCCAAUGACACCAGAAGACAAAAAGAAGCCACGAAAGCUGGAGAUGCGUCUCAAUGGCGGGUCUGCCGACUCAAUUGCCUUUUCUGCACCUUUCCUUGACAACACAUUGCAGAAGAUGUUGCAGCUACAAAACCGGAUGCUCAAAUCUUCCGCGGAGCUCAGCAGUAUGGAGGGUGCCGACGAGAAGAUCAUCAAGGAGCACGCAUCUCAGAGUGCCGAGCUCAGCAGAAUCAUUGCAUUGAUCUGUGCUGAGAAGGCCAGGCAAGGUGCUUAG
Molecule: messenger RNA, 582 nt
Organism: Recurvomyces mirabilis
Lineage: Eukaryota; Fungi; Ascomycota; Dothideomycetes; Mycosphaerellales; Teratosphaeriaceae
Exons: 2
Coding region: 1-582 (193 amino acids)
Source: RefSeq, a predicted model, not a curated record